Messenger RNA from Corticium candelabrum, 1586 nucleotides. RefSeq lists its product as uncharacterized. Bases 6 to 1586 code for a protein of 526 amino acids. Lineage: Eukaryota; Metazoa; Porifera; Homoscleromorpha; Homosclerophorida; Plakinidae. The transcript is spliced from 2 exons. The record is from RefSeq and is a predicted model, not a curated record.
CGUGCAUGUCAAGUGAUGAUCAUCAGGCGCCUACAAUCAUGGACUCGCCAGUGAAUCAGCAUUCAGGUCAUGAUAAGCCACUGUCUUACGCUUCGGUUGUUGCUCGGUCUAGUUCUCCAGGAGGUAAAGCACUCUCUUCAUCCAGUCUAGAAUCUAGUGUCCUUACUGCUGCAACAAGAAUGCUUUAUUCCGAUGCCGUCCAGCUGCACCCACCUUGUUCUUCGUUGUCGCAAAGGCAACUGCCUUGUUCUAAGUUAUCGCAAAAGCAGACACUUGAACAGUCCAGGGUCCAUCCUAAAUUGCAACAGCAGACAAGUUCACCAGUCGCUCACAUUGUCGAUAUGAUAUCUAACACCCAGGAAGAUGAAGACAUUCAUGACUUAAAUCAAACAGCUUCUCCUUCCCUAGAGUUACAUGAACGCCUUCCUUACAGAGUGAUGGCAUCACCAAAUUUCAGUUGGGGUUCACUGAAUGGUGUUGAAGUGAUGAGUCAAAUAGAACAGGCUUACCAAGAAGUUGUUCAUUGGAGAAGGAAUUUAUUUCAAGUACCAUACGGUUCUACUGGUAAAAUGUUCGCCUCCGAACUUGCCAGAUUGUUUCAUGCGUAUGCAAGUGCAUCUGCUCUUGAGUGUGUCUCAUUGACUGCUGCUAUGGUGAUGCCCCAUCUUCUGCUACAGAAGCCACACAAGCGGUCCAGAGGUCCUGAUCAUGUCUCUUGUCUGACCCGUCGCUUAGAAGCCUGGAAGGCGGGUGAUAUCAAGGCUCUGUUGUAUGAAGCCAAGACGAUCCAACAACAUCUAACUUAUAGUAGGUCUUCUAACAAGGCAACCAAAAUCGACGAUCUUCCUCACGUUUUCGCUGGUCAUUUGAAGAAAGGAAAUGUGAAUGCUGCUAUGCGUUUACUGUCUGAUGAAGGUGCUAAUGGUCUUUUACACCUGGAUGACUACCUGACAAAUUCAAGUCAAAAAACCGUGAGAGAUGUACUCAAAGAAAAACAUCCAAAUGCUUCUUCCCUCGAUCCUGACUAUGUUGUGAAUUCUAAAGAGAACGCUUCUCCAGUCCAUCCUGUCUUGUUUGAUUCUCUUGAUGGACAACUGAUCAGGAAUACAGCAAUGCGAUGUUCUGGUGCAGCUGGUCCUUCUGGCCUUGACUCGACUCAAUGGAAACGCCUGUGUAAGGGAUUUCACACUUCCUCCAAAGAUCUCUGUAAUGCUCUAGCUGCUGUUGCUCGUCGAAUUUCAACAGAGAUAGUAGAUCCUGACGGUAUCUCAGCUCUAGUGGCUUGUCGUCUUGUACCUCUGAACAAAAAUCCUGGGGUGAGACCAAUUGGUGUGUGUGAGACAGUUAGAAGAAUUAUUGGAAAGGCGGUUCUUUCUGUGGUCAAGUCUGACGUGCUCUCGGCAACCGGAACCUUGCAGCUUUGUGCAGGACAGAUUGCUGAGUGUGAGGCUGCAAUACAUGCCAUGCAGUCAUUGUUUGAAGAUGACAAUACGGAAGCCAUACUACUUGUAGAUGCAACAAAUGCCUUUAAUAGCUUGAACCCCUUCACCCCUAUUCGUUGGUGGGGAAGUCUUGUUGUCGCGUGA